Molecule: messenger RNA, 557 nt
Organism: Rubroshorea leprosula
Lineage: Eukaryota; Viridiplantae; Streptophyta; Magnoliopsida; Malvales; Dipterocarpaceae
Source: the annotation of a GenBank genome assembly
GAGAAAGAAAAGGGAAGAGAGAAAAGAAGAGAAGUAGAAGGGAAAGAAAGUGAGGGAGAAGGGAAGUAGAAAAAAAAAAAGGAAGAAAAAGAAGAAGGAGACGGGAGGCAGAAAGAGAGGAAGAAAGGAAAAGAAAGAGAGGAAGAAGAGGAAAUGAGGAAAGGGAAGAGAAGUGGACAUGACCAUCUUCUCGCAAUCUCCAUCUUCUCGCAAUCUAAAUCCAUUGGAAUAUACGGACCGAUACCGGACAUUACCAUUUUCUCGUGUUCUAAAUCCAUUCCUGCGAAAACCAAUUGCAUGUACAUCGACCCUACAAUCCCUUAGAACCACAAAACCAUCGAUUGUCUAGCUGAAAUUAUCUUACGAUACUACGGAGUAAUAUCGUUGCAAAACCACGAACGUAUAAGUUAAAGGUUAUUAGAGAUAAUGUUACGUAAUGCUCUUUCAGAGUAAUAACCAAAUAAAAUUCAUUUUUUUUCUUAAGGUUAACCACUUUGGCUUGCAAACAUUCGGAAUGUUGCGGUUUAAAACAAGAGUAGAACGACUUAAACAUGAAA